Molecule: messenger RNA, 1787 nt
Organism: Budorcas taxicolor (takin)
Lineage: Eukaryota; Metazoa; Chordata; Mammalia; Artiodactyla; Bovidae
Gene: PGAM1
Product: phosphoglycerate mutase 1
Exons: 4
Coding region: 105-869 (254 amino acids)
Biological process (GO): glycolytic process
Molecular function (GO): intramolecular phosphotransferase activity
Source: RefSeq, a predicted model, not a curated record
GGAGCUGACGGGUGGGGCGCAAGCGCGCAGGCGCAGCCGGGGGCCGGGCAGCGACUCCGGAAUCUCGGUGAUCCCCAGUCUGCGCCGCAUCCCGAACCGCAGCCAUGGCCGCCUACAAGCUGGUGCUGAUCCGGCACGGCGAGAGCACAUGGAACCUGGAGAACCGUUUCAGCGGCUGGUACGACGCGGACCUGAGCCCAGCAGGGCACGAGGAGGCGAAGCGAGGCGGGCAGGCGCUGAGAGAUGCUGGCUAUGAGUUUGACAUCUGCUUCACCUCAGUGCAGAAGAGGGCAAUCCGGACCCUCUGGACAGUGCUGGAUGCCAUUGACCAAAUGUGGCUGCCAGUGGUGAGGACUUGGCGCCUUAAUGAGCGACACUAUGGGGGUCUGACUGGCCUCAAUAAGGCAGAAACUGCUGCCAAGCAUGGUGAGGCCCAGGUAAAGAUCUGGAGGCGCUCCUAUGAUGUCCCGCCACCUCCCAUGGAGCCUGACCAUCCCUUCUACAGCAACAUCAGUAAGGAUCGCAGGUACGCAGACCUCACUGAAGACCAGCUGCCCUCCUGUGAGAGUCUGAAGGACACAAUUGCCAGAGCUCUGCCCUUUUGGAAUGAAGAAAUUGUCCCCCAGAUCAAGGAGGGGAAACGGGUACUAAUUGCGGCCCAUGGCAACAGCCUUCGGGGCAUCGUCAAGCAUCUGGAGGGUCUCUCUGAAGAGGCUAUCAUGGAGCUGAACCUGCCGACUGGCAUUCCCAUGGUCUAUGAAUUGGACAAGAACUUGAAGCCCAUCAAGCCCAUGCAGUUCCUGGGGGAUGAGGAGACCGUGCGUAAAGCUAUGGAGGCUGUGGCUGCCCAGGGCAAGGCCAAGAAGUGAGGGCAAGCAGCAAAUUGCUUUCCCAGGGAUUACCCUCCUCCCCUGCCCUGGCCCACCCUUCUCCUCUGCACCUCUCCCUGGCGCAUGUCCCACUGAUGACAUCUGUAGGCAUCAUAAGUUGUAGCUGCAGGUGGGGACCAGCGGCUCCCAAUUCCACAUUAGCCAUUUUAUCUCUUGCACCCACUCCCUUCAUACAGUCUAGUCAGAAUGGCACGUCUGGGGCAUGGUCCUCGGUCCAAGCCGAGGGAAGACUUAUCCAGAAGUGUUGAGAGGUUAUCACUGGGGGGGUUGAUAGUGGUUUAUUACUAAGGAGCUGCUUGCGUAGGGGUCAGGGAGAAAACCAUGCUGAGGUGUGACCAGUGAGAAGAGCCUGUUCAUGUCCCCAGAGGCCAGCUGGGCGCUAUUGUUAGGUGACUCGGGGCUCUAGUCAUUCCAGUGGAAGAUGAAUGUAACCUGCAUGGUGACCCAAUCAAAUAUUCCUCCCUGACUCUAAAAGGCUGGAUCAAUCCUGAAUGUUUUUGUGUUGCAUUUACUUAAAAAAAAAAAAAAAUUAUAUAUAAAUACCAAAAAAACCCCACAAACAAACCCUUCUGGGGUUUUUAGUGGCGGUUGAAAUACUCCCACAUGUGGUCAUCAGCAAAUAAGUCAUUCCUUACACCAUCAUGGGAUAAGCUCCUUGACUUCUAAGGCGUAGGAGUUCAUCCUGUUGUGUGCUUUAGAAUCCCUCCCCGGCCUUACUGUUUUGUGGCAGUGGAAUGCCUCUUGAUCAUGUCCAAGUGUGUCUCUCACUGUGCCUGACUUCUGAACCAUGUUCCAGUUGCUUGGCCUAGCACUUGGGCCCAGUACUCAUUUGAGCAUAACUGUACUAAAAAUAUCUUUUUUCCAGAUCAGUAUAAAAUAAAGGAGUGAUGUGCAAUA